Messenger RNA from Trichophyton rubrum CBS 118892, 829 nucleotides. RefSeq lists its product as uncharacterized. The transcript is spliced from 2 exons. Gene Ontology annotation, cellular component: membrane. Lineage: Eukaryota; Fungi; Ascomycota; Eurotiomycetes; Onygenales; Arthrodermataceae. The record is from RefSeq and is a predicted model, not a curated record. Bases 246 to 800 code for a protein of 184 amino acids.
CUGCUUCCUUCCUACAUAUAUUCAUUACUUGCAAGAGAGCCCUGCUUCUGUGAAGCCAACACAUAUCGACUUAAUAUCGAACGUUUUUCCCUGCCUUUAUUUAUUCGCUAGAGGCCCUGCAGAGCUCAGUUAUACCCUGUCUAUAACAUCCGUUCUUCAUCUACCUUUUCGAUACGCCUGCAACAACUCAUCGGCCAAACACAGCUACACACCAACCAAGCAAGCCACCGAUACAAAUUAUCAACAUGUUUGUAGCUGGACUUCUUCUCAAGGGUGUCAAGAGCCGCUACUCUACUGGCUCCAUCGUCGGUACUCUGUUCGAAUGCUGUAUCCGAUUCCUACAGUUCGUCUUUGGUAUCGCUGUCAUUGGCUUGUAUGCGCAAGAUGUCGACCGGGCCAGAAAACACGGUGACAGCCAGGACUCACGAUGGAUCUUUGCAACCGUCGUUGGCACACUAUCUGCUAUUUCUGGACUUGUCUACAUUCUGAUCCCUUGCGCCGUCCGACGACCUCUAUCUCAAGCAACUUUUAUCCAUCUACCAUGCUUCGUCUACGACAGCGUCUUAGUCAUCCUCUGGCUCACGCAGUUCGGCAUCUUCGCAAAGCUAUACAUUGCCGUUGACGAUGACAAGGACAAGAACCUCAAGCGCAUGAAGCACUCCGCCUACGUGGACUUGGUCAACUUGUGCUUCUGGGCCAUCACCUGUGCUUGGUGCGGUAUUCGCUGGUGGAGAGGAAACAAGGCCGGUUGUGUCCAGAAGGAGGAGAAGGCCUUUGAUGAGCAUAUCGAGCAGGUUUAAUUGUUCUGUCUACCAAUCUGCCUGUUUCU